AUGGGUGCCCAAGCUCCCAAUAGGUCUGUUGGUCCUUACGCAGUGCCUAUUGUUGUUCUGUGCUCACGAAACAAGGUCGACUACAUCCCCACCGUCUACGCCAUCCACAGACUCUCAGGCAUUGUCACACCAGCGAAUGCUGUGUAUUCAGUAGCAGAACUGGAGCAUCAGCUCAAGUCAUCAGGAUCACAGAUUCUCAUCACUUGUGUUCCCUUGCUCGACACAGCACUUCAGGCGGCAAAGAAAGCGGGCAUCGCCAAUGACAAGAUCUUCAUUCUGCCUAUGGCUGGCGCAGAGACAAGCCACCAGUUCCCGAGUAUAGAGGAUCUGAUCAAAGAGGGGAAAGCCCUCCCAGAUCUUGAGGCUCUGAAGUGGACAAAAGGUCAGGGGGCUCGCCAACCUGCGAUGCUCAGCUACUCCAGUGGCACCUCAGGACUGCCAAAAGCAGUUAUGGUGUCGCACAGGAAUGUGAUUGCAAAUGUCAUUCAACAGACCACUUUUGAGGAAGUAGCAAGGAGCCAGAAAGGCAUCAAGACACAAGUUCUUCUUGGUCUCCUCCCUCUCAGUCACAUCUAUGGCCUCAUUGUCGUCGCGCACUCAUCAACGUGGCGUGGUGACGAAGUCAUUAUCUUGCCCAAAUUCGAGCUCGAGACACUGCUUGCGGCGAUCCAAAAACACAAGAUCGAGCAACUACUUGUUGUGCCCCCGAUCGUCAUCCGAAUCCUGCGAAGCCAAGAUAUCUGCCGGAAAUAUGACAUGAGCAGCGUGAGAUUCCUGUAUACGGGAGCCGCACCGAUGGGCAAGGAGACCAUCGAGGCUCUCGAGAAACAAUACCCCAAAUGGGUCAUUGGUCAAGCUUAUGGUAUGACCGAGACUGCAACGGUAGUGGUGACAACCAGUGAGCAUGAUAUUUUGCACAAAUCCUCAGGCUCCUUGGUUCCAGGGACCAGGGCCAAGCUCGUUGAUCUGGACGGUUCGGAGAUUACAGAGUAUGACAAGCCUGGAGAAUUGCUCGUCCAAUCCCCAUCAGUCACGCUUGGCUACCACAACAACGAGAAGGCGACGGCCGAGACGUUCAUCUACGACGAUGAUGGAAGGUGGAUCCGCACAGGCGACGAGGUUCUUGUGACGCUGGCGCCAUCAGGCAACGAGCAUUUCGUGGUGGUCGACAGAAUCAAGGAGCUUAUCAAGGUCAAGGGGCACCAAGUGGCUCCGGCGGAGCUUGAGGCACACCUCCUCACGCAUCCAGCCGUUUCGGACUGCACAGUCAUCCAAGUCCCUGAUGAUCACGCUGGAGAAGUCCCCAAGGCAUUUGUUGUCAAGGCUGCCGAGUUCGAGUCCAAACCAGAGGAGGAAGUCGCCCAGGCUAUCAUCAAGCAUGUUGCCGAUCACAAGGCCUCGUACAAGCAUCUCAAGGGUGGAGUUGAGUUCAUCGAUGUCAUUCCCAAAAGCCCCAGCGGCAAGAUUCUUAGAAGGUUCCUACGAGACAAGGAGAGGGAGAAGCGGCGAAAGGAGGGCGGCAAGCUAUGA
Molecule: messenger RNA, 1530 nt
Organism: Thyridium curvatum
Lineage: Eukaryota; Fungi; Ascomycota; Sordariomycetes; Thyridiales; Thyridiaceae
Exons: 6
Coding region: 1-1530 (509 amino acids)
Molecular function (GO): CoA-ligase activity
Source: RefSeq, a predicted model, not a curated record